AUGUAUCGUUACCCUGUGGUGGUCUUCUAUAUGUAUCUUUACCCUGUGGUGUUCUUCUAUAUGUAUCGUUACCCUGUGGUGUUCUUCUAUAUGUAUCGUUACCCUGUGGUGUUCUUCUAUAUGUAUCGUUACCCUGUGGUGUUCUUCUAUAUGUAUCUUUACCCUGUGGUGUUCUUCUAUAUGUAUCUUUAUCCUGUGGUGUUCUUCUAUAUGUAUCGUUACCCUGUGGUGUUCUUCUAUAUGUAUCGUUACCCUGUGGUGUUCUUCUAUAUGUAUCUUUACCCUGUGGUGUUCUUCUAUAUGUAUCUUUACCCUGUGGUGUUCUUCUAUAUGUAUCGUUACCCUGUGGUGUUCUUCUAUAUGUAUCGUUACCCUGUGGUGUUCUUCUAUAUGUAUCUUUACCCUGUGGUGUUCUUCUAUAUGUAUCUUUACCCUGUGGUGUUCUUCUAUAUGUAUCUUUACCCUGUGGUGUUCUUCUAUAUGUAUCUUUACCCUGUGGUGCUCUUCUAUAUGUAUCUUUACCCUGUGGUGUUCUUCUAUAUGUAUCUUUACCCUGUGGUGUUCUUCUAUAUGUAUCGUUACCCUGUGGUGUUCUUCUAUAUGUAUCGUUACCCUGUGGUGUUCUUCUAUAUGUAUCUUUACCCUGUGGUGUUCUUCUAUAUGUAUCGUUACCCUGUGGUGUUCUUCUAUAUGUAUCUUUACCCUGUGGUGUUCUUCUAUAUGUAUCGUUACCCUGUGGUGUUCUUCUAUAUGUAUCUUUACCCUGUGGUGUUCUUCUAUAUGUAUCUUUACCCUGCGGUGUACACCUGA
Oncorhynchus kisutch (coho salmon) is the source of this 810-nucleotide messenger RNA. RefSeq names its product repetitive proline-rich cell wall protein 2-like. NCBI's taxonomy places the organism in Eukaryota, Metazoa, Chordata, Actinopteri, Salmoniformes, Salmonidae. Bases 1 to 810 code for a protein of 269 amino acids. The record is from RefSeq and is a predicted model, not a curated record. The transcript has a single exon.